AUGUCACGUAGAAGAGGGUCCUCUAUUGGUAAAUUUGAAUUGGGUGAUACUUCCCCUAGUUUAUCAACUAUGGAUGUUUCAAAGCACCAACGUCAAAAGUCUAGUGAAAGAUUGAUCAGUUUAGCUGAAAAACCUACCACUGACAAGCAGGUUUUGAAAAAACUUUGGUUGAGUUAUCUAGAAUUAUGUUACAGACAAACCUGGAUUCAUCCUUUGACUGUAUUGCUUGCCACCAUCGGAACAUAUUUGAUUUCUAAUCCAGAAGGUAAAAUUCACCAAUUCUUAGAAAAGUGUAUCUUCCCAUCUUACCCAAUUGAAGGUACAGAUCAAUAUGGUAAAGGUGAAAAUGAUUUCUACUUCGUUGCAUACUAUGCUAUUUUCUUCACAUUUUUCAGAGAAUUUAUGAUGUGUAUCUUUUUGAGACCUUUGGCUUAUCACUUUGGAAUUACCAAGGAGGGUAAAGUCAAGAGAUUCAUGGAACAGACUUAUUCAAUCAUUUUCUUUGGUACAAGUGGUACUUGUGGUUUAUGGAUCAUGAGUAAAUUACCAAUUUGGUUUUUCCAAACCACUCCUAUGUACAUUGAUUACCCACAUAAAACUCAUGAUUUAUAUUUCAAAGUUUUUUACCUCGGUGAAGCUGCUUUCUGGUUGCAACAAUUCGUAAUCUUGAUUUUACAAGUUGAGAAACCCCGUAAAGAUCAUUAUGAGUUUGUUUUCCAUCAUAUAAUCACCGUAGCUUUGAUUUGGCUUUCUUACAGAUUCCAUUUUACCUGGAUGGGUCUCGAAAUCUUUGUUACCAUGGAUAUAUCAGACACUUUCCUUGGUAUUUCAAAAACUUUGAAUUAUCUUGGUUCACCAAUCGAAGUUCCCUUUUUCAUUUUAUUCAUGUUGGUAUGGAUUUAUAUGAGACAUUAUAUCAAUCUUAAAAUUUUGUGGUCCGUAUUAACUGAAUUCAAGACCGUCGGAGAAUGGGAAUUGAAUUGGAUCACCCAACAAUAUAAAUGUUACAUCAGUCAACCUAUCGUUUUUGGUUUGAUUGCUGCUUUGCAAUUGGUCAAUUUGUAUUGGUUAUUUUUGGUAUUCAGAAUCUUGUAUAGAAUCGCUAUGGGAGGACCAGCCAAAGAUGAUCGUAGUGACGAUGAAGAUGAGGAAGAGGAAGAAGAAAUCAAGAAAGAUCAAUAA
Messenger RNA from Yamadazyma jaroonii, 1182 nucleotides. NCBI's taxonomy places the organism in Eukaryota, Fungi, Ascomycota, Pichiomycetes, Serinales, Debaryomycetaceae. The record is from the annotation of a GenBank genome assembly.